Messenger RNA from Morone saxatilis (striped sea-bass), 4561 nucleotides. RefSeq names its product DNA topoisomerase III alpha (gene top3a). NCBI's taxonomy places the organism in Eukaryota, Metazoa, Chordata, Actinopteri, Moronidae. Gene Ontology annotation, cellular component: chromosome; nucleus. The record is from RefSeq and is a predicted model, not a curated record. Gene Ontology annotation, biological process: DNA topological change. Gene Ontology annotation, molecular function: zinc ion binding; DNA topoisomerase type I (single strand cut, ATP-independent) activity; DNA binding.
GGCAGCGUCCGACAGGCGGGCGGGCAAUUUGUAAACAGAGCUAACAGCCUCCGUUUGUGACAGGUCAGCGUUUCUCCUCAGUACAGCUUUUAAUGAGAGAUUGUUUAAGGUCCAGCAUUUGUUUUAGUUGCUCUCUGUUUCAUUAACCGGAGAAGAAGUGAACGUUUUGAGGAGCGGCUGUCAUAGCUGUAAGUCAGCUGACCGGAUGACCCGCUGCUUCAUGUGAGGGCGGACAGGUAUGAUACUGCACCUCCUGGGGGGCAAGUCUGCGCUUAGAUCGGGACUUCAGCGGCUGAAGCGGGUCGGACGGAGGUGUUUCGGUGCGGCGCAGAGUGGCCAGGGUCCGGACGCACCGCAGCAGGAGGACAUGACCCGCAACAGACCUCAGAUCAGUCGGGUCCUCUGCGUGGCCGAGAAGAACGAUGCAGCCAAAGGCAUCGCAGGGAUCAUGUCCAGCAACAGGUUCAGAAAGAGGGAAGGGAUGUCAAAGUUUAAUAAAAUCUAUGAGUAUGAAUACCAUCUCUUUGGUCAGAAUGUGACAGUAACCAUGACAUCAGUAUCAGGCCAUUUACUGGGGAUGGAGUUUAAAGCGCCCUUCCAGAAAUGGCACAGCUGCAAUCCUGUGCUGUUGUUUGAUGCUGAGGUAGAGAAGUAUUGUCCAGAUAACAUGCUACAAAUCAAGCGCACACUAGAGAAAGAGGCGAGACAGUGCCAGGCCUUAGUCAUCUGGACGGAUUGUGACAGAGAGGGAGAAAACAUUGGCUUUGAAAUCAUAGACGUCUGCAAAACAGUGAAGCCCAAUAUACAGGUCUUUCGGGCAAAAUUUUCUGAGAUUACCCCCAACUCCAUUCGGAGAGCUUGUGAGACUCUAAUGGAGCCGGAUGCUAACAUCAGCGAUGCUGUCGAUGUCCGUCAGGAGCUGGACCUGCGGAUAGGUGCGUCCUUCACUCGAUUUCAGACGCUUCGUCUGCAGAAGAUCUUUCCAAACUCUCUGGCAAAUCAGCUGAUCUCAUACGGCAGCUGUCAGUUUCCCACUCUGGGCUUUGUGGUGGAGCGCUUCAAGGCCAUUCAGGCUUUCAUACCUGAGACUUUCUACAAGAUCAAAGUGCUGCAUGAAGUGGAGGAGGACACUGUGGAGUUCAGUUGGAAAAGAAACCGUCUCUUCAACCACACAGCUUGCCUGGUGCUCUACCAGAUCUGCAUGGAGAAUCCCAUAGCAACAAUCACCUCAGUAACCAGCAAACCAAAGAACAAGUGGAGACCGCUGCCUUUGGACACUGUGGAACUGGAGAAACUGGUAUCUCGGAAGCUAAGAAUAAAUGCCAAAGAGACCAUGAAAAUUGCAGAAAAGCUUUACACCAAUGGGUUUAUAAGCUACCCCCGUACAGAGACAAACAUUUUUCCUGAAAGCCUGCCUCUCAGCCCCCUAGUGGAGCAGCAGGUACUAAGCCCCAUCUGGGGCACGUUCGCCCAGCGGGUGCUCGACCAGCCUGGGGGUCCCAAACCACGGCAGGGCAAGAAGUCCGACCACGCCCACCCCCCCAUACACCCCACCAAGUACUCUAAUACACUGCAGGGCAAUGAAGGACGCGUGUACGAGUUUAUUGUCCGGCACUUCCUGGCUUGUGUAUCCCAGGAUGCUUUGGGUCAGGAGACUGUGGUGGACAUAGACAUCGCCCAGGAGAAGUUCUCCACCUCGGGACUAAUGAUCAUUGCAAGGAACUACCUGGAUGUUUACCCGUAUGACAGGUGGAGCACUAAGCUGAUUCCAGUGUAUGAGCAAGGCUCCCAGUUUCAGCCCUCUGCUAUCAAGAUGGUGGACGGACAGACCUCUCCUCCGCUGCUGCUCUCUGAAGCCGACCUCAUAUCACUGAUGGAGAAGCACGGCAUCGGCACAGAUGCAACCCAUGCUGAUCACAUCGAGACUAUAAAGAGUCGCAUGUAUGUGGGCUUGACAGAUGACCAGAGGUUUCUCCCGGGAGAGCUCGGCAUGGGACUGGUGGAGGGUUACAACUCCAUGGGCUAUGAGAUGUCCAAACCAUACCUGCGGGCUGAAUUGGAGGCAGACCUCAAGCUGGUAUCAGAGGGCCGGAAGGACAAACAGACCGUGCUGCAGCACCACCUCCAGAAAUACAAGACCGUGUUUAUUGAGUCUGCCAAGAAGGCAAAGAAGUUAGAUGAAGCCCUGUCACCAUAUCUGGGUGCAGCUCAGCAAAUCACUGAAACAGAACAGCAGGAAAUGGAGAUCUCGCUGCCGGUCAGGAAGUGCCCUGGCUGUGGGCGGGACAUGGUGCUGAAGACAAAGAGGGAGGGAAACGGUAAGUACCUGUCCUGCGUGGGCUAUCCAGCCUGUAAGACAGUAGUGUGGUUCCCUGAAACGGUGCUGGAGGUCAGCAGAGAUGACACCAUUUGUCCCACCUGUCGGCCACACCCUGUUCACAUGUUGAAGUUUCAGUUCCGCAGGGGCAGCCUCCCUCCCAUGAUGCCUUUAGACUUUGUUGGCUGCAUCGGUGGAUGUGACGAGACGCUCAGAGAGGUGCUGGACCUGAGAUAUCUCCGAGGGAGGGGGAGGGAGACGGGACGAGCCUCACAGAGCCCCAAAUUCAAAUCCUCGGCCUUCCCUCCCUCCCGUCCCCUCCCGUCCCGCCCCCCUCCCGUCCCCUCCCGUCCCGCCCCGCCACGACCUCUACCGGCUGAGGGCAGUGUCAGUGUACACACCAACAGUGAUGUCAUUGUGUGUAACUGUGGUCAAGAGGCACUCCUACUCACAGUGCGCAAGGAAGGUCCCAACCAAGGUCGCCAGUUCUACAAGUGCAACAAUGGGAGCUGCAACUUCUUUCUGUGGUCCGAUCAGCCAAGUCAGCAGGGGUCUCUGCCGCAAGCACCACAGACCUUCCAGCCUCCGAGGCCCUCUCUGGGGUUCAGGAACACUGCUGGAGGAGGCAGAGGGCAGGAAGGGGGUGCAGGAGGAAAUGUGGGACAGACGAUGUGUAACUGUAAUGAGACGGCGGUGAUGCGCACGGUGCAGAAAGACGGUCCAAACAAGGGUCGGACAUUCUACACCUGUGGGAAACCAAGAGACCAGCAGUGUGGCUUCUUCCUGUGGGCUGAUGAAAAUGCCACUCCACCAGGUGAUUUUGGUGGUGGAUUUAAUGGUGGUGGUGGAGAAGGAGGGAGGAAGGCAUCGAGGAUAACGGGAGAUGCUUCUGCUAACAAACCUCCAGCUGCUAAGAAACCUCGUACCUGCAGCAUCUGCCACAUGCCGGGACACAACAAAAUCAGGUGUCCCCAGCGGUGACAGCUCAUUAAAGACACUGUGGAGUUAUCGAAGUCUAUGACUUGAAAGUGUGAAGUCAGAUUUGAUUUUUCAAAUAUGCAUCAACUCUGAUUGUAAGUACCUCUUCAUAGGGGGUGGAUGUCUUCUUCUGGUAUAGUAACAUUUAACCAAGAUCCUGUAAAGUUACAUUUUGAAAGUUAAAAAAGGGCAAAAGCAGUUUUAAGAACAAAAGUCACUUAACAACUACAGCUCUAAACAAAGUUAAAGUAUUGUAUUAACCAGCCGUAGUUGUGCAGCAUAUUCAGCUCUGUGGUAUAAAUGAGGAAUGACAUUUUGUGUCUCAAGUCAACAGAAACUAGACCUUUUCUUUAUGUCUUAAUCCAGCUGUAAUUUUUCAAGUCUCCUCAGAUCUGCGCUCUGUUUGUUCAAGAUGAAUAGCUCCUUUCUGGGGUCAACCUUUACUGUCUAUUAGGUCCUGUCAGAUGCCAGCCAGUUUCUAUCCCAGAAUCCUGAUAGGAAUUCAGCAUUUCAGAAAAUACGCAAAUUCACUCUCUUGCCAAGUGUCAGAUGAGAGGUUUUAUACCACCAUGUUAAAUAUAAAAAAUGUGAUUAACACGUUCUAUCUUCUAUGUUUAAUCCAUACAAACCAAACAGUUUCACACUGUUUUACAAGGGCGGUUAAUGCCAGACUAUUAAGUUUAUAAGCGUAUUUCCCAAAAUGUCAAACUUUUCCAUUAAAGCUCAGUGCAGCGUUCAUGAACAGACACAUGCUAUACUCUUUAUACUUUGACUGUCUUUUGCUGCCAGAGGAAAAAGCUCGGAGUACAUUGAGGAGUUGAAUCACUUGCAGUAACCUGAAGGUGCUCAACAGUUAAUGGGAAAUUUGCUCAGCUGGUCUUGGAUCAAAUGAAUCCUCCGUCUGUUGUGUUUCUCUGCAUCCACAAUCCUGACAGCCUGCCUGAGAUCAGCUGGAGGAGGGUGAUUUUGACACAGAAGCUGAAAUGUGAAUUUUAGAGAAAACGUAUUUGCACACAGUUUAUUAUUAUUAAUAAUAAUAAUAAUAAUAAUAAAUAUAAUAAUAUUAAUAAAUUAGUUUUAAUCACUUAAGUGUCUUGAACAGCAGCCAGUAGCUACCAAGGUGGUUGUUUAUGUUUUUACAUUGUAAAUUUAGUGACGGCAAAAUAAAAAGCAAACAGUUGGCCUCUCUCUUGGUAGUUUGGGGAAUUACCAGAAAGAUUUCCAUUUUGAUAUUUAUGAAUGCUAAUAAACAUACGUUUUACUGUA